UUGCAAUCAGCCGCUCACACCAGCACCCACUCACCACAUAUCAUGGACGUCGCCCGCCUCGUCCGGACGCAUGUGACGUCGUCGGACCUCGACCCGAGCGGCGAGCUGGUCGACUGCAUCAACGCCGGCAACGCGCAGCUGCUCGACGUCGUCAAGGCGCUCGGCGAGUUCCUCACCUCGACCGAGGACGACGUGCGGCUGAAGGGCCUCACGUUCCUCUCGAAUCUUAUCAAGAAGGUCAACCCGGGCAAGAUCAACCGGCCCGCAGCCCGUACCCUCACAAACUUCUACCUCGCCAAGCUGGACGACUUUGACUCGCUCCCGCCGACGCUGGACGCGCUGCUCGUGCUGUCCAAGCUGGCGACGUUUGACGACGACACGGCGGUGGAAGUGUACCGCGAGAUCGUCGAAAACGUCAACAUGAAGGCAUACACCCAGAGCGUGCGGCACCAGGUGUACCUCCUCUUCGACUCGUUCCUCACGCACCACCGCGAGGCGCUCAAGAAGAUGGGGCCCGACUUCAUCGCGAGCUUCGCCAAGAUGGUCGACGGCGAGAAGGACCCGCGCAACCUUAUGCUCCUAUUCCAGCUGGACCGGGUCAUCCUCCUCGAGUUUGACGUCAAGGCGCAGAUUGACGACAUCUUUGACAUCACGUUCUGCUACUUCCCCAUCACGUUCCGCCCGCCCCCGAACGACCCCUACGGCAUCACGGCCGACGACCUCAAGCUCGCCCUGCGCGCGUGCAUGGCCGCCUCGCCGUACUUUGCCAAGGCGGCCAUCCCGCUCUUCCUCGAGAAGUUCGUCACGGCCGCCGGGCCGACGCUGCGCGACCUGCUCUUGACGAUGGCGGCCUGCUUCCCCGUGUAUGGCAAGGACGCGGUCGGCGAGCGCGGCGAGGAGCUGUGGGAGGUGCUCAAGACCGAGGUCUUCUACUCGUCCAGCUCGUCGAUCGAGUCGGCCGCCCUCCAGGCCCUCGAGUCGCUCAUUCGCACCCUCUACCCCACGGCCACUGACACCCCGGCCGGCCUCGCGCAGACCAUCAUCAAGCAAUGCCUCGAGGGCCUCAAGGAGCCCGAGAAGAACCAGGCGGCCGGGUCGGCCAAGUCGCUCGCCGCGUUCAUCCGCGCGUCGCCCUCCGCCGGCCCCUUCGCCUACUCCCAGGCGCUGCCCCAGCUCUUCAGGCAGUUCAACAACCCCGCGCUGCCAUCCCAGCGUGUGCCACUGCUCAGCUCCAUCACCACCCUGCUCAUGGCUGCCAAGUCGGUGUAUGCCGCGCCUGGGGCUGAGCGCAGGCAGGAGCAGGAACGCAGUCUCGAGCCGUUCCGUGAGCCACUGUUCGACGUCCUCCGCGAGGGCUUGCGGACCGACGGGCUCAAGACGGCCGCUGUGCGCGGCAGCGUGUCGCUUGCUGAGAUUCCUGGGUUCUGGGGCCGCCAGGAGGUCGAGGAGAUCGUGCAGCUCAUGAACGACCUCCUUGUCAAUGACCACGACGAGGAGAUUCAACGCGCCGUUCUCGAUGGCCUCAAGACCAUUGCCGAGAAACACGCCGACGUCGUCCAGUCCGUCACACUUCCCCUCCUCUUCCACACGUUGCCUGAGCAGGCGCCGGCCGAGAACGACUUUGAAGGGCGGGACAAGUACCGCUCCAUCUUGUCAUCUCUUUCCGAGCUGUGUGUCCUCCCCUCGCUGUUCGAGACGCUCGUGGUUCGCAUCACGACCAAGCUCGACCUCCUCUCGUCUGCAGGCGCCGACGCUGAGCAGACACCGAGCGAGCGGGAAACGACCGUCGCGUACGCCUGGGACCUGCUCAACACUCUGCGUAGCGUCUUGGACCAGAAGCUGGCCGCCAAGCACGUAGACGUCGCCCGCCACUACGCGCAGAUUGUUCCCCGUCUCUUCGGUUUGGUCGUCAGCGCGGCCCUGCCCCGCGCCGACCGCCACGUUCCACUGUUCCGCGACCACCGUUUGCUCGUUGUCGUCGCGUCAAUAGCCGAGGCCUUGUUCUGGGAGCAGCCUGAGGAGAAGCAGUCCAAGAUCUUCGAGACGGCGCACUCUGCCUUCGAGUCGGGAGACCUUACGGGUGUUGUGUUCGACGCUGCGAGCGCGAAGACCGCGGCCCCGAGGUCACCGUUCCGACCUGACGCCACAUCGCCCGAGCAGGAUCUUAUUGUGCUCUACACGGCCCUCGUGCGCGGCCUCAAGCCCAAGACGCCUCUGCCAUUCCUCUCUGCCCCCGAUCUACUCACGUCCAAGAUCCAGUGGGCAGUUCACGUUGCGCGCGACGAGUUCCAGCUGCGCACGGCGCUGGACCUCAUCACCGCGUAUGUGAACAAGCGUGUUGGAGACUUUGGCGAUGCGCUCGGCCCCAUCCUUGAGAGGAUCUGCAUGGUGGACAUCCAGGACACUGCUCAGCCGUUUGAGAUUCGCCGCAGGGGCUUGUUGGUGUACCUCCAUAUUGCCAAGGCACUCGCCCUCCUGCGCAACGAGCUCGCCUACGCUGCCGUCGACCGCGUAAUUGAGAUUCUCGUCUUGUCCAACCUCGACCCCGUGUUCGUUGACGAGGCUGCUCGCGGAUUCGCUGUCCUCGCCGACGCCGGCAAGCCGAAGGGCAAGGGCCGACCCAACCACCUCGUCGUCAAGCUGCUGCACGCGCAGAAGCUGUGGAGCUUCGUUCUCCCCAAGCUGAUUGAGGGCGAGAAGGAGGCAGAGGGAGCGAAGCGACUCGUCUACCUUGUGGCGUUCGCCUCGCUCCUGCCUCUGGUCCCUUCCACUGUGCUCCUCUCCAACCUCCCAACUCUCCUCCCCCUCCUUCUCCGCUCGCUGUCCCUCCCCAACCCAGCUCAGCGGGCAAACGUCAUCACCACCCUCACAUCCAUCCUCGAGACUGCCAACUCGUCGACGGCGACCGACACGCUACUGCACGAGCAGGCCGAAGCCAUUGUGGACGGGUUCUUGAAGUCGGCGCUGCGAGAGGACGGCGUGGAGACAUCAGGUGCUGUCCGCUCCGCCGCGCUGCUCGGUCUCGGAGUGUUCCCCGACUCGAUCCGGUACGAGACGCUGCGAGGUGCCAAGGCACGCGUUGUGCGGAGCCUGGGCUUGGCGCUCGACGACCCGCUCCGCGCUGUGCGUCGCGAGGCAGUGGACACGCGUGCCAAGUGGUACAGACAGCAGACGGUCACCAUGGCGCCCGUCACCCUGCCGCCGUCCUUUUACAACUCGUUCUGGAGCCCAGACUACCGCACCGGCCUGGAUGUGCUGUUCGGCCAGCUCGAGUCGGGCGUGAUUGAGAACAGCGACAUUGCGGCGUUCAUCGAGUCACAAGCCCGCGCUCACCACAACCUCGCCGCGGCGCUCCUCGAGCCCCCGCUCAACGCCAACCGCCAGAGCACGUCGUCGCUGCAGCACACGCUGCUCUCGCUCAAGGGCGCGUCGAGUGCGCGCGGCGAGGCGCACCGCGCACUCGCGCUCGAGCUGCAGGAGCACGUCCUCCUCCCGUUCAACGGCUGGCGGGCGCGCCACGAGGGCCGCAUCGAGGACGCGCGCGACGAGUUCCUCGCAAAGGGCGGCGUCGUGAGCACCUGGGAGAAGGAGGUGCAGCGGCUCAUGGGCCUCCGCCAGGCGUACGCUGCCAAGAGCCGCGCUGCCGACGACAGCGAGGACGAGGCCAAGUUUGCUGGCGCCGCCGCGACCCAGCUCGCACCGCCCGAUAGCUACACCGCUUCACCGCCACCAAAGCACUCGCCCCUCAAGCGCUCUGGCACGGUCGCAGACAGAAUCACAGAGAAGCUCCGCGCGGCCCACAUUCGCAAUGGCAGUGUCACGGACGACAAGGACCUCCCUCCGGCUCCUGGUGGUGGUGCUGGUGCUGAGCCGGCGUCGCCUUCGCCGCUGGCGCGCCUCCGCCCCGUCGACCCCGUGGCUGACACCGACUCGCCGUCGAGCCCCAAGGAGGAUGCAUUCAUCCCGCCUACUGACCCCGAUGGAUUGCCCCUCCUCAGCGCCGAGUUUGUCCCUCCUGUGCCCGGCAAGGACGGCGAGUCGCCCCUCUCGCCCCGCCGCGACCCCCGCGAGCAGCCGCUCCUGCUAUCUGGCCUGUCGCUCACGGCCAAGGGCCUCGGCCAGCUCCUCGGCAAGUUUGACCACUAUCUCAACACGCACCCAGCCCCUGGCACCCUCGUGGACAAUGACCUGCCUACCACGCGUCAGGCGCUCGCGUCUCGCCAGCACAGCACAAUCAUCGGCACGUACGAGAAGACGUUUACCGGCGAGGAGGUCGUCACGUGGCUGCAGAACAAUAUCGAGGGCUUCGGUGGCGAGUGGGACCGUUGUCUCGACGCCGCUGGCGAGCUCCAGCGCAUGGGCCACUUUAGCCGUACUGGUGUCGGCCGCGGUUUCGACCCGUCUGACGACACGUACUACACGCUGCGUCUGGUCCCCGACAACAGCUCCCUCCCCAACCUCCCCACCUCGCUCACCAACUCGGUCCGCGACCUCAACAUCCAGACCUCGAGUCUCACUUCCCAGGUCACUUCCCAGGUGACGGCCACUACGUCGUCAGCCGCGGCUCACAUCCCCACCUGGGCUAAGAACUACCUCGGUGGCAUUGGCUCGGCUAACUCGGAUGACCCGCCCUAUGUCCGCCUUCGCCGCGAAGCCGCCAAAGCUGACCAGGCUUAUCACGACGGCGUGCGUGAGACCGAGACCAAGCGUCUCCAGAUGGAGGAGAAGAUUGAGCGUGGUCUGCGUCUGUGGGAGAGGUGGGAGCGUGAGCGUCUCGGCGUCGUGCGCACCGUCCUCAAGCACUACGAGGACACGCUCGCCAAGCUCCCCAAGCGCCUGGCCGACCUCCAGGAGGGCACGGCGCUCGCCGUCGAGGCCUACAACCCCGAGGCCGACUUAAAAGCCCUUAUCGAGGGCAGCCGUACCGGCCCCUUCCGCCCCCGCCCGCACAUUUACGAGUCGGUCGAGGGCGAUGUCCCCGACGUCAACUUUGGUAUCGACCUGCGCCGCUGGGCCGGUGAUGGUGCUUGGAAGCAGAUCGUGGCCGAGCCCAAGCGCGCAAAGGAUGCCAUCCCUGACAUUCUCGAGGGUCUCCUCGUCGGCAUCAAGGACCUCGGCGCCGAGGUCAACGACGACGAGCGCCGCAAGGCCUGGAUCUACGAGGUGCCGCUCGAGGAGCUGCAUGCGCUCCGCGGUGCCAUCAACAACUCGAAGCUGUCAGCCGACGACAUUACCGAGACGUCCAAGAAGUUCAACCUGCCCAUUGCCGCCGGGACCCUCAAGCUGUGGCUUCUCGAGCUCAACCCGCCCGUGCUUGGAUGGGAAGGCUGGGAGGACGCAAAGGCCAUCUACCCGUCUGUUGGUGCCGACCAGGAGCGUGACAUGUCCAGUGCGGUGACGUCGGUGCUCAACCGUCUUCCUGCGCCGCAGCUGUUCAGCCUCAACGCUGUGGUCAGGCAUCUCAAGGACCUUAUCACAAGCACCAAGUCGGAGAAGGACGACGACAAGACGUACACGACAAAACUCGCCCUCUCUAUUGGCCGAAGCCUCCUCCGCCCGCAGUACGAGACCGAGCUCACGAUCCAGGACCGCACGCCAAGUCUCUUCCUUGUCGAUCUCCUUGAGCACUACGACACCGUGUUCCCUGCGCUUCUCGAGAAGAAGAAGACGCAGCAGGAGCUUGUGCUUCCCCAGCGCAAGCGGACUGCCCUCGUUGACCAGCGUAUCUCUCGAAGCCGCCUCAGCGAGUCGACAGAUCCCCAGGAGCUCCUUCAGCAGCAGCGUGCUCUGCAGUCGCAGCGCGGCGCCGAAGACGAUGUGCCACCGGUGCCUGCACUUCCCAAGACGGAGGAGCCUGCGACUGUCGCUGAGCCGACCCCAGCUGCGGAGCCUUCCGCUGCGGAGGCCACGACGACGCCUGUGAUUGCCGAGCCCACACCUGUUGUUGCUACCGCGGGCGAGACAAGACCAGAGACCCCGCCUAUCGCUCGCAAGACGCCUUCGCCUGCUGCUCGCUCUCCUGCUGCUACCACUGAGGAUGAGCCGAUUGCCGGCUCUGUGGGUGGCCUUAAGCGCAACACGUCUCACGAGACGUCGCGUCUUCGUGGUCCCAGAGGUGCGCGCGGUCCUCGCGCGGCGCCUUCUCACCAGUCCAAGGGGUCUGUUAGUCAGAUUGCGGCCCAGUUCGAAGGCAGCAAGUAGAGUUGCCUUUCCGUUGAUAGCUUUUGUUGAUAUCCGUGGUGGUGUCAUGCCAUUUUGUAAAGUGAGAGG
Molecule: messenger RNA, 6270 nt
Organism: Vanrija pseudolonga
Lineage: Eukaryota; Fungi; Basidiomycota; Tremellomycetes; Trichosporonales; Trichosporonaceae
Gene: mms19
Product: MMS19 nucleotide excision repair
Exons: 19
Coding region: 43-6201 (2052 amino acids)
Biological process (GO): intracellular signal transduction; iron-sulfur cluster assembly
Cellular component (GO): cytosolic [4Fe-4S] assembly targeting complex
Source: RefSeq, a predicted model, not a curated record